GUGUUUGUAAGCCGCCAUUACUCUAACAGAAGGAGAUUUCCAGUCUUCCGAUCCAUUAAGCUCGCGCUGAGUUGCGUCGCUGCGCUUGUUUACGCGUCCGUGCGCGCGCGCGCGCUUUCAGCGAUUAUGUAAAGUGACUCGCGAGCGCAGAUUCACUCGCGAUGACUGGACGAUUGUGGACCCCCGAAGCGGAGGAGACGCUGAUCGAGCUCUGGCAGGAGUCUGCGUGUCUGUACGACAUCUCCUCCGCAGAUUACCACAACCGAGAGGAGAAGGACAAGCGCUGGAAGGAGGUGGCCGAUGCGCUGCAGAUGCCCCCUGAGGCGGUGGCGACCAGGGUGGCGUCUCUGAGGACUCAGUACGCCAGACUGAGGAAGUCCAAAUCCAGCCGGAGCGAGAAGAAGCCCCUCACGAUGAGGCAGCGCUGGCUCCUGAGGGCCCUCGACUUCCUGAAGCCACACAUCGUUCAUCGGCGAAGCGAGAACUCGCUGGGCUUGCCGUCCUCUGAUAAAGCGGAGGACGCUCUGGACGAGUCGGAUGAAAUGUCUCAGGAGACGGAUAAAGAAGUGGAUAGCUUCGACUCCAUCAGUGUGUGUCUCUCCCCGAUGCCUGACACUCCAGACACCGGGAUCCCUGAGGAAACAGCCUCGUGCUCUCCGUCUCCCCGCAGCACAUCCGGCAAACGCACACGCUCCUCCGAACCCGACAUCGAGCUGCAGAAGCUGGAGGUACUGAAGCAGAUGUCCGCUAAGGUCCUGGAGAACCCGUCUCUGGACGCCGCGGCGGUCUUCUCCAGCCAGGUGGCCCUCGAGUACCGUCUGCUCCGAGACCCCAGCGUCCAGAUGCGCGUCCGCAGACAGAUCAUGGCUCUUCUCUACGAAGCACAGGAUUCAGAGAGACUUCCCCGAGCGUCCACGAGACACGGACAGAGAGCGCUCAAAACAGAGGACGACGUCACUUGGAUUAACACUAACAUAUAAAUUAGAAAAAUUAUGUUUUUUUACAUUGUACUGAACUGUUUUUCCUAUAGUGGAGGCUUUGAGAUAAUCUACAUGUGAAGUAAUAAAACUCUCCAACUCUU
Molecule: messenger RNA, 1081 nt
Organism: Carassius gibelio (silver crucian carp)
Lineage: Eukaryota; Metazoa; Chordata; Actinopteri; Cypriniformes; Cyprinidae
Exons: 3
Coding region: 162-980 (272 amino acids)
Biological process (GO): regulation of transcription by RNA polymerase II
Cellular component (GO): nucleus; transcription regulator complex
Source: RefSeq, a predicted model, not a curated record